CAUUUAAUGAACAGUUCGGAAACAAGCGGGGAAGACGCAUGCGAAGCAGAUUAAUCUGGUUGCAGCGGUAAAAUCCGCACCAGAGACAACAAUGUAGUGUGAUGGUGGUGGGUUCCACUUCUGUGCUCUGUAGUCCAGGGGUUGUGCCCUCAACAGGAGUUGGUGACCUGGGGAGAGGAGCCAUGCACCCAUUCGGCCAUGAGGGGGAGAGGUCCCUCCAGCAGCUGUUUGGUUUCUUCACGCUUUGCCUGCGAUGUGGGGAGUGGGAGCUGGCGCUGGCCUGCGUGCCUCAGCUCAAGCAGGCCGGGGGAGAGUCCGCACAGCGGCUGCUGGACAUACUGAAGGCCAUUGUCACCUGUCCAUAUCUGCUCAUGUGGGAAACGGUAGGCAGUCCUCAUCGACUGGCUUGGCUCUGGCUACAGAUCUUGGAGAGAUGGUCUCAGGAACAGGUUGCCGUGUCAGUUCGGAGAGAGCUGGAAUUCCUGCUUGUUCUGGAGCAGCUGGGUGAUGAAGUUCCGGAGACUGUGCUCCAGGAGCUCCACCAGGCUUUCCUGGACACCCAGCUGGAGAGGAGGGGGGCAGAGGGAGAAGCAGCAGCCCUGAGCGUGGAGGCCAAGCGCUGCAUUAGUGCCCUGUUGGAGGGGGGCAGGCCUAGACUCGCCCAGGCGCUUGACACAUUUCUGCAGAGACACAGGGGAAGUGAUGAUACGGCUGAGAAGAGCCACAUCCUGCAAGAUACCUUCAUCCACUUCCUGCUCGACAGGCUGGGGCGGCUGGGGCCCGAGGACAGCGAGAAGGCAGAGCAGCUGUACUCCGUGCUGGCUGUGAUGCCCUGGGACACUGAGCACGCGGGGGAUCUGCAGCAGGAGCUGUGUGGGGCUCUGUGGAACGCUGGCGGUCGCCCGCUGAGGGAGGAGAGAGUGCUGAGCGCCUUGCUGCGGCCCCGAUGCCACACGCCGCUCUCCCUCUACUGCUCCACCGCCCUGCGGCUCCACAGGGAUCAGCUGCUGAGGGACCCGCCGAGCGCACAGGUGGAUUUACCUGAGGCAGAGAGGUUAAUGAUGAGCCUGUGUUGGCAUGGUGAUCGUGCAUCAGCUUGGAAGGCCAUUUAUUUUGAAUGUCUGAGCACUGGCAAGCACUUCCUGGAGCAGGUUUUGGUGACGGCAUUGGACCUGAUCAGGAAGGAGGAUUUCGUCAGGCUGGAGGACCUGUUGAAGGGGGAGUUCCGCCCUCUGUCCCGCCUGCUGCUGCUGCUGGGCUGGACUCACUGCCAGAGCAUGAGUUCCGCUCAGACGCUGCUGCAGAAGCUUCAUCACAGCCAGGCCCUGGCCAGUGACUCUGUGCUUAAAGAGUUUGGUGAUGGCCUGUCGUCCCAGCUUGGAGUGCUGGAGUGGUGUGUUGAGAACAACCCAGGGAUCUCGAAUGAAGCCCUGCUGGGACAGCUGCACACUCUGGACAGUCACUCUGCCCUCUUCAUCCUCCACUGCCUCACCCCCCUUGCUCAGCUGGAGGAGCGGAAGGUCCUAGGCAUGCUGCUUCAGUUGCCCCACACCCCUGGAUCAGGGGAUUCUGACCUGGCGGACACACCCAAUCUGGCUGUGCGGCGGAACGUGGUUCUCUUCCAGGGCUUCUGUGCCAUGAAGUAUGCGCUAUAUGCCCUGUGUGUCAAUGCCCACAAGUACUCUGGCUGCAGGGAGUGUGGAGCUACAAAAGAGCCCCAUCAGACGGGAUCAGAGGAAGAGCUGGAGCGAGAAGUCUCUGCACCUUCACAAGGGUGCCCUCCACUCUUCCAGCAGUACCUGUCGGAGUGCCAGCUGUACUUGGAAGCGGUGCCUGCCAUGUUCCGACUGGAGCUCCUUGAGAACAUUUUCUCGCUGCUCUUCUUGUCUAACACUGACUUCAUCCAUCGGGAGGGAGAGGGUGGGCCUCCACAGGGGGGAACAGACAACUAUGACCUUAGACGGGUAGGUGGAGAAGGGGAAGAGGUGUCUAAAACUGAGAGGAACACAAGCAAAGAAGUCUUACAACAACAACAGCAGCAGCCUCCCAACUCUCACGCACAGGGCCAUGCCCCCAGCCACAACCACCUGGACCUGGGGCACUUCACCCAGGGGUGCCGGGGGUUCCUGGUGGAUAUGGUGGCCAUGGAGGGCUUCUUGAAGCUGUUGAGGGAGAGCCUGGAGGGGGUGUGCGUGGUGGGCCAGCAGGACGGGCAGGGGGAGGGGCGGGCGUUGGCUGGCGAGGCCGAGGUGGCCGAAAGCCUGGGCUGUUCGGUGACGGCUGAGACGUUUGGGGCGCGACUACAGAGGCUGUCCAAGCGCACAGCUGAAGCUCAGUGGAGACUGCAGAUCAUCACCAGCAACCAGGGCAGCAGCAAAGAUGGGAAAUCCCAGCUUUCAGUAUUGGCCAGCCCCGCUCUGUCUCUGAGACGGACUAACAGCGGGGGAGUGAGGAGGAGGAGAAAGAGGGCGGGGCGACUCCGCGCAGAGCGCCAUGUAUCAGUGGAGAAACAGAACGGAGAGGUCAGCACCAGCACCUCAGAUGGAGGAGGUGGGGCAGGGAUUGGGCAGGCGGAGCGAGAGGUGUGUCCCUGUGGCGGUCCUCACACCUGGCUGGUCCCGGCCAUGCUGUCCCCGCCAGAGUCGCUGCUCAUGUCCUGCAUCCGCAGGGGGAACUUUGUGGAGGCACACCAGGUGUCCCUGAUGUUUGGGCUGGAGGGCUCCUCGUGCUGUGGGGAGUUGGUGUUCAUGGAGACGUACCGGGAGGUGCUGGUGGAGCUGAGCGAGGUGGAGCAUAAGAUUGAGAACCAGUCGUCGGAAGGGUCAAGCUCGACAGGACCAUCCCGGAGCCGGCUCAGCAGCAGCGGACGCUCCACGCUUCAGGCCAUUGGCAGCGCGGCCGCAGCAGGCAUGGCCUUCUACUCCAUCUCAGAUGUGGCCGACCGGCUCCUCAGCACCCCGGGCCACCCCGUGCCCUCGCUCGAAGAGGGGUACUGGCUGAGCCAUGGGGUACCGGAUCCCUCUGGCCUUCUGCGCCCCCUGCUGGAGGAGCUGAGCCCCCCAGGGAUGGCGACCUUUGACCUGGCGUGUUGUCACUGCCAGCUGUGGAAGACCUCCCGCCAGCUCCUGGAGACGGCGGAGCGGAGGCUGUACAGCUCUUUGGAGGGGAGAGGACUAAGACUGGACCCCAGGGUUACUCAUUGCGAGGGGAUCAAAGGGUUCCCUGCCGUACUGCAGCAGAUCAGCAAGAUUCUGAAUCACACGGCCAGUGGCAAGGGCUCAGCCAAGACAGAGACCGUGAGCGAGGAGCAGGUGGGAACGAGCCCGUUCGGCUGCAGCGCGCAGGAGGUGCUGCUGUGCUGCCACCCGAUGCUGAGCGAGGAGGGCAUCGGCGCGCGCCUCGGCCUGGCCCAGCGCCUGGAGCUCACCCUGCAGACGCUGGCCACCGCCACUGACACAGCAGUGGAGGCCCGUGCGGGCGGGGGUCUCCUGGCCAUGCUGGUGGAGCAGGCCAACCUGAGGCCGUCGGAGCUGGAGGCGCACCCGGUGCGCUCCCACAUGAAGCAGCUGCUCCGCUCCCUGGACCAGCUUUGCCCCUUCGAGCCCGACAGCGCCCUCUGCAGGCCGGACUACGUGCGCAGCUUCCUGGACUACGUUAACACCCUGGCCUCGGUGCUGGUGCGGAGCCUGGGCUCUGAAGAUCAGACUAGUGAAGUGAAAUUGGGGAACCCCCUCUUGGUGCUGUUACAACCCCCCUCACAGCUGCUUUCCAGUUUGCUUUUUGAUCGACAGGUGUCCCCUGACAGGGUGUCGUCUCUGUUGCAACAGGAGGAUUUGGAGCUGAGCGUGCAGCAGGUGAUCGUACAGCGAUGUUGCGAGCUCCUCCCGGUGUGGGACACCCGUCUGAAAGCAGGGCAGGAGGCUGGGCCCAAGGCAGGAUAUGUGUUUGGGCUGGGCAGCAUCACGGUGCUGCUGCAGCUCCACGCCCAGGAGCACGCCUCUGUGCUGGGCCUCACCGACGCUACGGCCGACUUCGCCUCUGACCCGGAGGCCUCGCCCGAAGAGCCCGCCGCUACACCCACCUCGCCUACCUCGCCCACCUCCCCGCCCUCUCCGCUGCCGCCAUCUUCUUCCUCCUCCUCCUCCUCCUCCUCCUUCCUUCUCACCCCGUCGGCUCUGACCUUUCUGAAGUCGCGCUCCCCUCUGCUGGCCGCCCUCGCCUGUCUGAGCGCGUGCCGCGGGGGCAUGGCCCGCGCCUCGUCCGCCUGGUCAGGGCUGCCUUCCUACUUCCGCGGGGGGAGGAAGGAGGCGGUGUUGGACACUGAGCAGGUGUGCAGGGAAGGGGAGACCCUGCUGAAGGAGUUCCCUGUGCUGCAGGCCUACCUGCAGGCCAUGGCCGUGCCCCUGCUGGGAGCGCAGGGAGGCUCUGAGGAGGGCGGGGGAGGGGCGGGGCUGGCUGCGGCCCUGUGCGGGAAGCCGCUGGUCAUCCUGCUGCUCUCAGGGCUGUGCAAGAGCUCCACUCAGGCGCUGGCUGCCGAGGCCUUCCAGCAGGCACUCACCACCCAGGACUUAAGCCGGGCUUUGAGCCUCCUCGAGCUGUACGGGCAGAGCUGUGGCCAGGUGGGGGCGCUCCGCGACCGGCUGCUGGCCUGCGCUGCGCUGGAAGAGGGGGAGGGGAGCAUGGAGCAGCUCUUUCGAGUGCGGCACGCUGACCUGCGGGCGCGGGUGGCCCUCCAGGGCCUGGAGCACUGGCCCCACAGUGCCUGCCUGGAGCUGCUGCAGUUUUGCCUGAGUGACGCUGACACAGAGCAGGGACUGCGAGCGGAGAUGGAGCUGAGGAAGAGAGAGCUGGAGAUCUACCACAAGAUGCUGAAUCUCAACCCCCCGUUGCCCUGGACAACAUGGCAGGAGCUGAGGGCAGAAUCUAAGAGUGGCACUGAGUCGGUUUUCUGUAUGAUGCUGGAAGCCAAUGAGUUUGAGCUGUGUGCACAGUGGGAGCAGCUGUACCCUGUGUCUGCGCAGCUGAGACUGCAGCUGCAGACGGAACACCUGCUUCACCUGCUGGAGAGGGGGCAGACGGAGGAGGCCUUUCAGCUGCUGGAGAGCCUCCCUGACUCUGCACUGGGAUUGGAUGUUUGUGAGCGUGCUCUGGACCGCCGUCCUGGGCUGGCAGCGUGUCACUUCCUGGCCGAUUAUCUUACCCUGCACUUCCAGAGUCGAGUGUCACCUGCUCGGCGACGUCACAUCCGUGCCCUGCACCUGGGCUCUAAGGUGCUGCUCACUUUGCCCCCAGGUGCUCGGCAGGACUACUUCCCCCUGCUGUCCAACCCCCUGCUGAUGCUGGAGCAGCUGCUGAUGAACCUGAAGGUGGACUGGGCCGGGGUGGCGGUGCACGCGCUUCGGAACCUCCUCGUGGGCCAGGAGGCCAGCUUCAGCAGCAGCGACAUCGACGCUUUGCUGUCGAGCUAUGCGCGCAAAGCCCUGGACGUCCCCUACGCUCCCCGGGAGAGAACGCGCUCUGACUCGGUCAUCAGUCUUCAGGACGUCCUGAUGCAGUGCCCUGCUCAGGAGAGCUGCCCCCCGUCCCCCAGUGUGGAGACAUCGCCGUCUACAGCCGGCAGCACCCCCCAGCACGCCCCUUCCGCCUCCUCGGACAGGGAGAGGGAGCGGGGCUCGGCUGGCCGCAAGACCAGGUCUCCCUCCCAGUUCAUCCCCCCAGAAAAGCCUCCCAACCGCAAGGACUGGAUCCCUGACCACCAGCAGCCCAUCUGCAUGAUCUGCCUGCGGGAGAGAUUCACCAUGUUCAACCGACGGCACCAUUGCCGGCGCUGUGGCCGCCUUGUGUGCAAUGCCUGCUCUGAACACAGGAUGGCGGUAGAGGGGUGUGCUGGGGAGGCUGUGCGUGUGUGUGACCAGUGCUACAGCUUCUUUCACCAAGAUGCUGAUGAAGAACUGGAACAGGCAGAGGUAGCUGGUAGCCCCAUGGUGACAGAGGGGGGUACGGGGGGUGUGCUGUGUCUGCCGGAGGUCCCCCAGCACCAGUACAAACUCACCCUGAAUCCAACUGAAAACCAGCAGCUGCAGUCAGAGUUCUACUAUGAGCAGGCGCCCAGCGCGUCCCUGUGCGUCGCCAUCCUGUCUCUGCACAGCGACCACACGGCCUGCGGGCACCAGCUCAUCGAGCACUGCCGCUCGCUGUCCCGCGCGCUCACCAACCCCGAGGUGGACGCCCGGCUCCUCACCGACGUCAUGCGCCAGCUGCUCUUCAGCGCCAAGCUCAUGUUCGUCAAGGUGGGGCGGAGCCAGGACCUGGAGCUGUGCGACAGCUACAUCAGCAAAGUGGACGUGCUAAAGAUCCUGGUGACGGCCAACUACAAGUACAUCCCCUCUUUGGAUGAUAUUUUGGAGCCUGCAGCAGUCACUCGCCUCCGCAACCAGCUGCUGGAGGCGGAGUAUUACCAGCUGGCUGUGGAGGUGUCCACGAAGAGUGGUCUGGACCCCAGUGGGGUGUGGCAUGCAUGGGGCAUGGCCUCUCUGAAGGCAGGGAACCUCAGUGGUGCUCGGGAGAAGCUUGCUCGCUGUCUGAAAGCUCCAGUGGACCGUAACCAUCUGAACCUCGGGCCCAGGCCGCUGCAGGAGAUCAUCCAGUACCUGGAGUCAACAGUCCGGCCCACACUCACUCCGGUUGCCAGGCAGCAUGCUGAGGAUGACAUCCUCGCGUCGCUGCGGGAGCUGGAGGAGGCGCUGGCUGACCCGGGACCAGCGGAGCGACCAGAGGGGCGGAUCCAGCAGAGCGCCCACUAUCAGGAGUGCCUGCACUACCUGAGCACCUACGGCACUCACCUGGCGCUGGUCUGCUUCCACAUGCGGCAUGAUGACAUGAGGGAGGCGCUGCUGCAUCUGCUCAAAGUGGAAUGUCCGGAGGAGGUGUUCCUGGAGGGGGUGCUGCUGCCCAGCCUGGAGCGCGGCCGUUUAGGUGCUCUGCAGGGUCUGCUGGAGGGUCUGGACCCAAGCCUGGAGGGGUGGAGCCGCUACCUCAUCGCCUCUUGCCAGCUGCUGCAGCGUCGCGGACACCUCCACACCCUGUACCAGCUGCAGCAGUUCAUGAUGGACCACGUGCGCGCGGCCAUGAUCUGCAUCCGCUUCUUCACGCACGGCGCCCAGUCCUACCUGCAGUUGGGCGAGCAGCAGCGCUGGCUGGUCAGGGCCAAGGAGCACCUGAGGACCUACCUGCAGGAGCAGCAGGGGCGUGGUGCCGCACGCAAGAGAUCCCCCAGCUCCUUCCGCAAGAAGAUGUCCUCCAGUGACGUGUCCAGGCACAUAAACACAAUCGAGCUGCAGCUGGAGGUGACACGCUUCCUGCACCGCUGCGAGAGCUCCGCCUCCUCCCGGGCCUCUGCCACGGCCCUGCCCCCCAGCGGCACCGCCCAGCCCCCCACGCUGUUCGGAGGCAGCCCCAUGAAGAUUGAUGUGGCCUGCAAGGUCAUGCUAGGGGGGAAAAACAUCGAAGAAGGGUUCGGCAUCGCGUACAGAGUUAUACAGGACUUCCAGCUGGAGGCGCUGGCGGUGUACGUGCGUACGGGCCAGCGGCUGGUGCGGCAGAGGCAGUACGGGGCGGUACGGCAGCUGCUCAAGUGCGUGGGCGAGUCGGGCACCGCCACCAAGGGCGACUGCGACGCCAUCGUGCUCAGCUGCGUCUCCAUCGCCGACAAGGGGCCCGCUGACGCCAAAGAACUGGAGAGUCUGAUUCUGGAGUCAAAAAGCACAGAGAACAAGAUUAAGGCCUACCUACAGUGCAGCAAGCUGCGAGCCGCAUACCUGCUGGCAGUGAAGCUGGAGACGGGCCUGGCGGGCCCCCUGGUGCAGGAGAUACUGCAGGCGGCUGAGAGCGCGGGCGACUCUGUCAUGCAGGAUAUCUGUCGUCAGUGGCUGUCAGAGCACCAGGACCGGGCCUCGCGGCAACGGCAGGGACGCAGCAAUGCCAGGUAACGAGAUAAAUGGUAGCAUGGGCAAUGAGUACAGGUCAGUCUGGAACCGCGGCUGUAGCCUGACGGUAUGAAGACGGACCGCGGGAGAGUUCCCGUGUGUGUCCGCGAGAAGACGCUGCUGCUCACCCAUGGGACUCAACCCUCUGACUGAGACUCAAACACCGCUGUGCCAUCACUGCCACCUGGAGAAGCUUUUGCAGGUGUCAGCACUGUGAAAUGGGACAGGGAAACCACCACAAAUUGUUUGAUGCUUCCUUUUUACAAAAUCCAGAAACUGGUAAAUGCAAGAAACUUAGUUUGUUACAUUUUUCCUACCCUGACUCUCUCUCCUACCUCAAUGAAAAGGGAUUCUUCCAUUGCCACUCAAAAAAAAAAACACUCAACUUUGCAGUAUAUUACUGUGUGGCACACUGGAAUAUCAUUUUUCUUCUUGUCGUCUUGCACAAGUAGCAGUUUUUUUCUAGCUUUGAAGGAAAGGCAUUGCAGAUUACAGGGGUAAUCCCACUUCAGAAUGUGGUCCAAUCAACAGUUAUCACCACUUGAGAAUAACAAAUGACCGCCAAAAUACUCUGAUUGUUUUAUCAGUGAUUCAUUCCUAGAGUUAAAACUAAAUCUGAGUUGAAUUGGAAAGAAUAAUAUAUAAACAUCUUAUCCAAGAGGAGAUGUAAAUAUAUACAGUGUAUAUAUAGGAUUAAAGUUUACAUGUUGGUUUUCUCCUACCUAAUCCUGUACCUGCCACCCUGUAUCCCAUCAUCCUUUCUGAUUGCUCCCAGAGAGGGAAACUUGACACAAGACGAACUAGAUACACAAUGGCAUUGGGGUAUUAUAAGGGAAAUCAUACUGAAGAUAACUUAAAAUAGAAAAAUAUAACUAUAUAAAUGGAUUUAGUAAGGGAUAAGAGCCUGAUUCAUGAAGAAAUUGUAGGACAGUAUUUCAAACCAGUCAUAGUAGCACAAGAAUGGAAAAUUCCAGCUUCCUCAGUAACUCAUAAUGUAACCUUUAGUUAAUUGGGUUUCAUUUGAAGUUUUUCCACUUUUGUUUGAUAGGCUGCCUAGAAUUGUUCCCUGUCUUGUCGGAUGUCUGUGUUUUGUGGGGAUGGGAAUGGUUCUCUUAGACAAUCUGUGUAAGAUUGACCAACCAAUCGGGGCACACGUGCCGUGCUGUCUCUAUAUCAUUACUUCCUGUCUGUGACCUCAUUGUUUCUCUGUGCUCUGCCUCAUUCUGUAUAUCCUCUCUAACUCUUACCUGCUGUGUUGUUGACAGUCUCUCUGGCCUCUUGUUUGAGUAUAGCAGUCAGUUUGUAAAUGUUAACUUGCCUCGAAACAAUCAAUCUUAGAGAGAAGACACCACUUGAGAGCCACCAUGCCACCAUGAAUGAUUUUACAAAAUUUAUACGAUCACUAAAACUUUGUUUACACAUAUUUGAAUACUAAUUGUUUUUACUAAUGUUUUGGUGGAUCUUAUUUUUAAAAACAUGUGAGGUUCAUGAGAGAUUUUCUUAAAAUACAGUACACAACUUAUUGAUAUUAGGUAUG
This is a messenger RNA of Megalops cyprinoides (Indo-Pacific tarpon), 9522 nucleotides long. RefSeq names its product zinc finger, FYVE domain containing 26 (gene zfyve26). Gene Ontology annotation, molecular function: metal ion binding; phosphatidylinositol-3-phosphate binding. Gene Ontology annotation, cellular component: midbody; centrosome; lysosomal membrane. Bases 102 to 7988 code for a protein of 2628 amino acids. Gene Ontology annotation, biological process: double-strand break repair via homologous recombination; mitotic cytokinesis; regulation of cytokinesis. Lineage: Eukaryota; Metazoa; Chordata; Actinopteri; Elopiformes; Megalopidae. The transcript is spliced from 41 exons. The record is from RefSeq and is a predicted model, not a curated record.